CGACAAUGUGCCGUCGACCUGCUGGGAAGAGAAGAGGAAAACAGGAACGAGAGGGUGGACCGCGGUCAGUUAUACCAGUAGAGGGAACGACGCUAAGGGACGGGCUUCGCGGAGUUGACGAUGGCUUCGAAUGGAUGUGUUCCAGCAAGAGAACGCAUCAAUCGGGGCCGAAAAGAUUGCAGGGCCAAUGGGUGCGACCGAGGCUGGGCAGCUGGAGAUGGUCGCCUUUGGAAGGGAUGGCACAAGAGUUGCGUUGUCCUUGCACGGCAAUUUUCAAACUUCCAGAUUUGGCAGAAUUGGACGUUUCUCACGAUGAUCACGGAUGGAAAGGGACAAGGUGUGUUGUCUUCUCUGUCGUCCGAUGCUUUGAACCCUUGGUCGGGGGUCUGAUGGGAUGGGUCAUUUCGAGGCUGCAAGGGUCCCAGGCAGGAGUUCGCUUGCUCGCUGUUCCAAUUUUCUGGAGAACCCGGCGGUCUGACCCCGCCUCCGAGAACACUUGACCCCACUUUCCGCGCCACUGUGGGCUUGCCAUUUGCUCGUAGGGACUCUGUCUUGUCAGGGAACAAUUCAUUCAUUGUGUUGUUCAUCGGUCAUGAACUCCACUCCCAACAACAUGCGGUUUCUGCUGGAAAUUCACCGAAUCGACGCAGGCAACCGCUGCAAGCCGCCGUCGACACCCAAACACAAGGCGAACUCUUGGAACCAUUGAUGGCCUCACAACAAAACCGGCAGAACUGAUCUCCAUCGGUGCCCGACGACUCCAUCGAGGAGGUGAAUGACGGAUGUGCACAUCAUCACGAGGGCUUGUGUCCCGGCUUCAACACGGGGACGACAAUUAUCCUAGUCACUCAAAGUAGUUACGGCCUCAUGGAGAUCGCCGGCAUCGUUGAUCCGCUCAGCCGCUGUGGGCUGCCGACUGGUUCAAAGUCCACCACGAUAUCCAGCGGCAGCGAUCAUUCGUGAUAUUACUUGCGUUGGCUCAACCAGAUGGUUUUGCCCCCCCGUGGGGUUGCUUGCGCCUCCCGCAACGGCGCAAUCGAUUAGGCAAUCACAACCAUGCCUCAGAAACAAAGUGAGGUCAUGCAGGCCAAGUCCACCAGCGUCGUUCCACUUGGUAAGAGAAACAGACGUCGUGAAUAGCCUCAACUCGUGGACACGACUGGCUACAUAGGCUGCGGUCUUGCUAGUAGCUCUUGGCUCAUGUCAGCGUAACAAGUGAAGUGGGCAAAGUAGGCUGUGAACGACGCAUGAUGGCUUCUAGCCCGGUUUGUGUCGGACAGAGCAGAGCCUCAGUGUGGUGUAUCCGCUUUUGUGUGAGUAAUACCACGAGGGAGGACUGAGAUAUUUGUUUACUGUCCCCGCUGUGAUCAGGCUGCUGCUCGGAAAAAUUCCAUAACGAAUGUAUUCCCAGAACCAAGCAGGCACUUCUCAGCUUGAUGUUUCACAUGUCCUCAUGUGCCCAUUUCAUCGUUGACGUUGAGAGAUCCCAAGGUGGGGUUGAUCUCAACAGGCUUAUCUUAUCGCUUACGCACAGAUCACUUGCGUCAUUGGAAAUCGGGGCUGCCCCUCGUCGCAAUCCCAAGCGGAAGCACGGAUCUCAAAUUGCGAGACUUGUCGAACAAAGAAAGCCUCUCCGCAAAACCCAUCAGCAAUUCCAAAUACUUCUUAUCUAGGAUUCUGUAGCAUAUUUGCUGUAAUAGCAUAAGGUUCAUAUCCUGAAUAAUCAACCCCAUACUACAGAAUGUCUGAGCAGUGUCAAGACAAGGAAGGUUGACAAAUCCGUCCGAUCCGCUCCAUCAUCCCGCCAUCUAAUAUCCCGGGGUAGUAUGUGGAGAUUCUACAGUCCCUACUCUGUAGUAGUUUGCGAGUCUACAAUCCAUUGUCGCAACCGCUUUUUUUGUACCGUUCGUCCCCUCCAUUCCAAAACAGCUGCCUCUCUUGUUUGCAUAUCCCAUUUCAGCCUUUUUUUUUUUCCAACACCCCCCUCUCUCCGUUUCCAAGACCUCCUCUUAACUCGAGAGUUCCCCGCACUUUGUCUUUCCAUGUCCUUCUUCUUUCGCAGAUUCUUCUCAGCAACCUCACCAGCAACCAUGGACGCCGCCCAGAAGAAAGCCCAGCAGUUGAUCGAUGACAAUGCUGUCAUGGUCUUUAGCAAGUCCUACUGCCCCUACUGCAACAACACCAAGCGCCUCCUCGACUCCUACAACGCCAAGUACAAGGCCAUCGAGCUCAACCAGGAGGACGACGGCGACGACAUCCAGGCCGCGCUCGCCAAGAUCACCGGCCAGAGGACGGUGCCAAACAUUUUCAUCAACAAGCAGCACAUUGGUGGCAACAGCGAUCUCGAGGCCGUGGCCAGCAAGGGCAAGGACGGCAAGAAGCUUGAGGAGUUGUUGAAGGAGGCUGGUGCUCUCUAAAUGGAGAGAGAGGAGGAAUCAGAAGGAAGUGAUGGGAUACCCACGGUCAAAGGCUCAACCAACAUUCAAGAUUAUGGGAUAUUAGC
Molecule: messenger RNA, 2503 nt
Organism: Podospora pseudocomata
Lineage: Eukaryota; Fungi; Ascomycota; Sordariomycetes; Sordariales; Podosporaceae
Product: Glutaredoxin
Exons: 2
Coding region: 1827-2417 (196 amino acids)
Biological process (GO): cellular response to oxidative stress
Cellular component (GO): cytoplasm; nucleus
Molecular function (GO): glutathione disulfide oxidoreductase activity
Source: RefSeq, a predicted model, not a curated record